Eublepharis macularius is the source of this 1272-nucleotide messenger RNA. RefSeq names its product growth differentiation factor 6 (gene GDF6). NCBI's taxonomy places the organism in Eukaryota, Metazoa, Chordata, Lepidosauria, Squamata, Eublepharidae. Gene Ontology annotation, cellular component: extracellular region. The record is from RefSeq and is a predicted model, not a curated record. Gene Ontology annotation, biological process: BMP signaling pathway; SMAD protein signal transduction. Gene Ontology annotation, molecular function: growth factor activity; cytokine activity. The transcript is spliced from 2 exons. The coding region runs from base 1 to 1272 and encodes 423 amino acids.
AUGCAUGCGCCGCGGGCCCUGCUCUCCGCCGUGUUCCUCGCCUGCUGCUUCUGGGGAGAUCUGCCGGGCUGCCAGCAGGCGUCCAUCCCUCCGCGGGACGCGGCCCGGGGCAUGCGGAGCCGCCGGGAGGGCAAAGCGCCGCGCUCGCCACGAGAGGCAGCCGCGGCCGGGGCCAGGAAGGGGAGCGCCGCCGCGCCGCGCGUGGAGCCCCACGAGUACAUGCUCUCCCUCUACCGGACCUACUCCGUGGCCGAGAAACUGGGCAUCAACGCCAGCUUCUUCCGCUCCUCCAAAGCCGCCAACACCAUCACCAGCUUCGUGGAUCGGGGCCGAGACGAUCUUUCGUCCAGCGCUUUAAGGAGACAGAAAUAUUUGUUUGAUGUAUCGACUCUAGCAGACAAAGAGGAGCUGGUGGGAGCUGAACUGCGGCUCUUUCGCAGAGCCCCCGGCGAUCAUUUCUCCAAGGCUCAGACAGGCCUGGCCCAUUUGCAGCUCUCGCCCUGCCUCUCUGGCCGCCUUCUGGACUCCAGGACCCUGGACCUGCAAGAGGCGUCUGGCCAAGCCGGUGGCAGCUGGGAGGUGUUUGAUGUGUGGCAGGCCUUGCAGCAGCACCGCCACCAGGCUUGGAAGCAGCAGCAGCAGCACCACCCCCUGUGCCUGGAGCUACGCGCCGUCGAGGGGCCUCGAACUCCCCAGCCGCAGUUGCUGGACCUGCGCGGCCUGGGCCUGGGGCGCAGCGCGCGGCCGCAGCAGGAGAAAGCGCUGCUGGUGGUUUUCACCAAGUCGAGGCGGAAGAAUCUCUUCGCGGAAUUCCGCGAGGAGUUGGCCGCCCAGCCCAGCGCGCAUGCGCCCUACCCGGCAUUGCCGGCUCCUUCCCGGCUGCGGUUCAAGAGCCGUCGCCAAAGGCGCACGGCGUACAACAACCGCCACGGCAAGCGGCACGGCAAGAAGGCCCGGCUGCGCUGCAGCAAAAAGGCCCUGCACGUUAAUUUCAAGGAGCUGGGCUGGGACGACUGGAUUAUUGCCCCUCUGGAGUACGAAGCCUACCACUGCGAGGGCGUGUGCGACUUCCCCUUGCGCUCGCACCUCGAGCCCACGAACCAUGCCAUCAUCCAGACGCUCAUGAACUCCAUGGACCCGGGCUCCACCCCGCCCAGCUGCUGCGUGCCCACCAAGCUGACGCCCAUCAGCAUCCUCUACACCGACGCCGGCAACAACGUCGUCUACAAGCAGUACGAGGAUAUGGUGGUGGAGUCUUGCGGGUGCAGGUAG